UUAUCACCCUGAACACAGUUCUUCUAAUCCGUUCUUAGAGGCUUAGUUGUUCCACAGAGUAGGCUGUGCACAGUUUGUCUCAGAGGAAACCAUCCAAACAACCUGGACUUUCUACGUGGUUCUGUCUUUGUCUCCAGCAACCCCCUCGGUCCAAACAGCUGGAUUAUUUCAAGUACAAUCGUUUCCAGCAGCCCAACUUUGAAGACCAGGCUGACAACUGUGUAGAACUGAGGAAUACCUGCUUGUCUUUUUAUAUUCAACAUUUGUAUUUAAUACUUCAUAAGAUGAAGGACCGUCUGGCACAGUUGAAGGAGAAGAGUGAUCCAGGUGGAGAUGAUACUGAGGUUCCUGUGGAAAAUGAGGCUUUCAUGGACGACUUCUUUGCACAAAUUGAAGACAUACGCACCAGCAUUGACAAGAUUGAUGAAAACAUAACGGAAAUUAAAAAACUUUACUCCACCAUCUUGUCCGCCCCAACAUCAGACCAGAAAACACAAGAUGAUGUUGAAGCUUUCACCAAUGAGAUAAAAAAGUCAGCAAACAAUGCACGAAACAAGCUCAAGACAUGCAAUUUUGGCCAAAAAGUUUGUGGAAGUGAUGACAAAGUACAACGAAGCUCAAGUUGAUUUCAGAGACAAAAGUAAAGGACGAAUCGCCCGACAGCUGGAGAUCACGGGAAAAACAACAACUGAUGAAGAACUGGAGGAGAUGCUGGAAGGGGGGAAUUCUGCUGUUUUCACUGCUGGGAUUAUGGAGUCUAAGAUCAACCAGCAGGCACUGGAUGAGAUUGAGGCUCGUCAUAAAGACAUCAUGAGGCUGGAAAGCAGCAUUAAGGAGCUUCAUGACAUGUUUGUUGAUAUUGCCAUGCUGGUAGAAAACCAGGGAGGCAUGAUUGACAGAAUUGAGAGCAACAUGGACCAGUCCGUAGGUUUCGUAGAGAGGGCUGUGGCCGACACCAAGAAGGCUGCCAGGUUCCAGCAGGAGGCGCGCAGGAAACAAAUGAUGAUCCUCUGCUGCUGUGUGAUUUUGGCCCUGGUCCUGGGUUCAUUCGUCUACAGCUUCAUCAAAUAAGGAGCCAGAUGGAGAACCUGCUGAAGUUCUCAAGCAGCUUUGGGUUCAUGACAUUUCAAUCAAAAUAAAAUAAAAUAAAAUUGUUUUUAUUCUUUCUCAGUAAUACUGAUGAAUAUCAUGUUCAUUUUACAUAGUUAAGAUUUUCUGUGAAUAAUCAGUCGAAGUUUAUUCUGUGAAGUAUUUGACUAACAAGGAUAGAUAUUAAGAGUGAACUAGACUGUUUUAGAUGGUUUUGUUAAUUUAAAUCAGUAUUCCCAACCGUCUCUGUGAAAAGCUACUUUACAACCAAAGAAGAUAAGAAACGAGACUUUUAAAUGUAAUUUWGUUUAAAGUUGUGGCUGCCAUGCUGGCCCAACCAGUUCACCAAUAAUAAUAAAAAUAAACUUCAUCAUGAAAAGUUCAUAUGAUCUAUCAGAAAUGUACACAUUAUUGUGUUAAACUUCUCAGGGAUGCAAAAAAGAGCACAAAUAUAUUUAGUCAUUGCUUUUGUAAUGGUAAUGUUUUUUAUUUUAUUUUGCUGUCACAUUAUAAAUGUAGAAGAGUAGGAGGAUUGUCGCAGUGUGAAGUGAACAACGUGGCUCAGAUACAUCUUUCUUCAUUGUUCAAAACAAUAAAAAAUCAUUAGUUUUG
Molecule: messenger RNA, 1701 nt
Organism: Austrofundulus limnaeus
Lineage: Eukaryota; Metazoa; Chordata; Actinopteri; Cyprinodontiformes; Rivulidae
Product: syntaxin-3
Biological process (GO): vesicle fusion; exocytic insertion of neurotransmitter receptor to postsynaptic membrane; intracellular protein transport
Cellular component (GO): plasma membrane; SNARE complex; endomembrane system
Molecular function (GO): SNAP receptor activity; SNARE binding
Source: RefSeq, a predicted model, not a curated record